CGGUGGCAGGUCUGACAAGGAGGAAGACGGAAGCCAGGCCUCGGGAGCCACCCUGUCGACUCCCGCCUCGCUCUGGCGCGUGCUGGGCCUGGGGCCUCCUUCCUGCCCGGGCUCUGCGUGUUCCCGCCCAGGAACCGAGCCGACGCUCCCUGCUGUGCCCCAGGCCUUGAGCUGCUUCACGGGGCUGCAUAGUGGGGCGGGCAGUGCACUCAUUAGCCUGUAGUGGGAGCGUUUGUGACCUGCCCACCCUGGGUGGCCCACAGUGACCACGGUCAGGCCAUGGGGACCGCACUUGUGUACCAUGAGGACAUGACAGCCGCCCGGCUGCUCUGGGAGGACCCCGAAUGCGAGAUCGAGUGUCCCCAGCGCCUGACUGCAGCUCUGGAGGGCCUGCAGCAGCGUGGCCUGGAGCAGAGGUGUCUGCGGCUGGUAGCCCGGGAAGCCUCAGAGGCAGAGCUGGGCCUGGUGCACAGCCCAGAGUAUGUGGCCCUGUUGCGGGGGACCCAGGCCUUGGGCACCCAGGAGCUCCAGGCCCUGUCUGGACAGUACGAUGCCGUCUACUUCCAUCCGAGGACCUUCCACUGUGCCCGCCUGGCAGUGGGUGCUGCGCUGCAGCUGGUGGACGCAGUGAUGACGGGAGCUGUGCGCAAUGGGCUUGCUCUGGUGAGGCCUCCUGGGCACCACAGCCAGCGGGCUGCCGCCAAUGGAUUCUGUGUGUUCAACAGUGUGGCCAUAGCGGCCAGACAUGCCAAGCAGAAACACGGACUGCACAGGGUCCUCAUCGUUGACUGGGAUGUUCACCAUGGCCAGGGCACCCAGUAUAUCUUUGAGGAUGACCCCAGCGUCCUUUACUUCUCCUGGCACCGCUAUGAGCACAGGCGCUUCUGGCCUUAUCUGCGAGAGUCAGAUGCAGAUGCUGUCGGGCAGGGGCAGGGCCUUGGCUUUACUGUCAACCUCCCCUGGAACCAGGUCGGGAUGGGAAAUGCUGACUACAUGGCUGCCUUCCUGCACGUGCUGCUGCCCCUGGCCUUUGAGUUCGACCCUGAGCUGGUCCUAGUCUCCGCAGGAUUUGACUCAGCAAUCGGAGAUCCUGAGGGGCAGAUGCAGGCCACGCCAGAGUGCUUUGCCCACCUCACUCAGCUGCUGCAGGUGCUGGCUGACGGCAGGGUCUGUGCUGUGCUGGAGGGUGGCUACCACCUGGAGUCACUCUCCCAGUCUGUGUGCAUGAUGGUGCAAGCGCUGCUGGGCGACCCUGCCCCACCCCUGUCAGGGCCCAUGGUGCCACACGGCAGUGCCCUGGAGUCUAUCCAGAGUGUCCGGGCAGCCCAGGCCCCUUACUGGAUGAGCCUCCAGCAGCAAGGUGCAGCCCCUGUACUGAGUCCCAGCACCUGCUCCCCCGAGGGGAAGCCCUCGCCUCUGCUGCCCUGGGGGCCCGAAUUCAAGGCAGCAGCUACCCAGACCAUGGCUGCCCUGAGCUCCCUCCUGGACAAGCUGUGCCUCAACCCCACGCCCCCUGUCCGCACGGCUGUUGCCUUGACUGCACCAGACGCUGCGCUGGUCCUGCCCCCAGGUGUCCUCUGUCAGGAGAGGUCAGCCCUGCCGGAGGAGAUGCAGGCCUGGGCCAGGCCACACAAGGCCCUGGCCCAGGACAAGGCCCUCACUGCACUGGGGAAGGUCCUGUAUCUCUUGGACAGGCUCCUGGAUGGACAGGUGAGCAGUGGGAUUGCAGCCACCCCAGCCCCUGCCACAGCGGCCACCCUGGACGUGGCCAUUCGGUGUGGCCUGUCCCAUGGAGCCCAGAGGCUGCUUUGUGUGGCUGUGGGACAGCUGGAUCGGCCCCCAGAUCUCACUGAUGAUGGGAGGAAUCUGUGGCUGAACAUCGGGGGCAAGGAGGCAGCUGCCCCGUCCACAUUCCACGUGUGUGUGCCCCUGCCAGGGACGACUGGUGGUUUCCUGAACUGUGUCCUGGCCUUGGUGCUGCCCCUGGCCUACAGCUUCCAGCCUGACUUGGUGCUGGUGGCACUGGGGCCCGCCCAUGGCUUGCGGGAUCCCCAAGCUGCACUCCUGACUGCACUGCUGCGGGGCCCAGCAGGGGGCCGAGUCUUGGCCCUCAUAGAUGAGGAAUCCACACCCCAGCUUGUGGGGGUCCUGGCCCGGGUGCUGCAUGGAGAGGCACCCCCUAGCCUGGGCCCCUUCUCCAUGGCCUCCCCAGAGGACAUGCAGGCCCUGAUGCGCCUGAGAGGGCCACUGGAGCCACAGUGGAAGAUGCUGCAGGUGGCCGCGUCUCCUUGAGUGCUGUGACCUGGUAGCUUGAAAUCCGCCAGGAUAGGCGUACUGCCAUGCUGGAAAAGUCACUACAAACCGGUCCCCAAGAGCCGGUUGUUAACUGUUCACCAGCACACCUCUGCCUGAGGCUUCUGUCCCGAGGGCCAGGCUACCCGGCUGCCAAGGACACCGACUCAGGGGCUCCAUGCCCCCUGCAACGGCCUGGAAUCCCUCUCCGGCACCCGCCUCUCCCGAACAGCCCCUGCCUCGCUCCCUCCAAGCCCAAUAAGUAAACGUCAGCUCAGCGAAAA
Messenger RNA from Camelus dromedarius (Arabian camel), 2576 nucleotides. It is a transcript of the gene HDAC10, whose product is annotated as histone deacetylase 10. Gene Ontology annotation, biological process: negative regulation of transcription by RNA polymerase II. Gene Ontology annotation, molecular function: deacetylase activity. The transcript is spliced from 20 exons. Lineage: Eukaryota; Metazoa; Chordata; Mammalia; Artiodactyla; Camelidae. The record is from RefSeq and is a predicted model, not a curated record. The coding region runs from base 280 to 2292 and encodes 670 amino acids.